UUUCAAUUCGACUCGACCAGCUGACUAAUUUGCAUAAAUAUUCCAACUACCAAAUUCGAGAAACCCGGAAAGUAGUAACAAUAAUGGUGAGAAAUAAUGCAUACACAUCACAUACUUCUCCACCAUCUUCGAAGAUUGGCUAGAACUAGAAACCUGCACAACUUCAUUUUUGUAACUGUAGUGGUGGAGGAGGUUGCCCACCCUCCUUUUGAUAGUACUCAAACAAUUCGACAAGUUCAUCAUUAAACUUUCUACCAAUUCCUUUUUCCUUGUCUUCCCAUUUAGCUUUUUGAUAAUAUUUCUCGGAUUUCUCAUCUUGAAGCUCUGGUCAAGUAUAACAUCUAUGUGAAUCGACCUAUUCGAUUUAAGUUUCAUUUCCUCCCACUCAUACCAAUACUUUCCAAACUCCCCUUUCAUUUUUCUUAUCGUCCUAACCUCAUCAUCAUCAUCGCUACAAAUCAUUCUACUAAAAUGGUUGAAUACAUUACCAAUUGCCUUUAAGAACGUGAGAAGUGGAUGUAAGGUAAAAUCCUGAAAAACUUGAGAUAUUUCAACAUCACACUUUUGAUCAAAAUGUUGUGGGAUCAUCCCCCCUCACACCCCCCCCCCCCCCUCCAAUUUUGUCCUUCAUUAUAAUUUCAACACCAUUUACAUGUUGUGAGAUUUCAUUAGGCCGAGGGAGUGAGGUUUUGUUUUGGUCUAGAUAAUGAAUUACGGUUUACACAAUUUAUUGCGGUUGACAUUGAAUCGGACCAUCCACAUCAUAUAUUAGAGGGGGCUGAGGACUGCCCACCCAACCGAACUUUGGCUCUCAUUCUUCUUGCCUGGACUAAAUCGCGUUGUCCGAUCUAUACCACGUUUCCCAUACGAUUUGGUUUGGAUUCCCACCAUAGUAAAAGUUGGAAAGGUACAAUUAAUGGUCCAUGGUUAUUAGCAAGGUUUGGUGGAACGAGAUACAACCUAGCUAGCUACUCAUGGGUGAAUUGAGUUUAUCUUUUUUUCCCUUAGUUUAUACUAAUAUCAGAAACAACAAAGUGCCCUUUAGAAAAGAGUUUUACCGAUUUUUUAACCGAUGAAAAAGAGGGAAAAAAACGAUUGUUUAAUUACCAUACAUUACUUGAUGGCUACCAUGCAUCUUGGAUCACGAAAAGAAAAAAAAAACAUGUAGGAGACUCCUUUAGGUAAAAACAGGAAAGCGACAAAUAAAGAAAGAAACUAUUUUUAACAUGUAUGCAAAAACCAAUCUUCUCCAAUAAUAGAUUGUUCUUCACCUAUAUAUAUAUUUUACCUUCGAAAUUUCAACCAAACCGUCUAGAAUUUCCUUCCCCCAAUCGAUCAUUUCGCCCACCCAACAGCUAGCCAUGAUGAAGAUGACGAACAAGAACGUCGUGAUCAUGGUGCUCGCUCUAACGAUCGCCAUGUCCGUUUUGUUGAAGGAUAAUGAAGUGAGAGCCGAAGAGACAACCGUGAUCUCCCCGGAGGUGCUCGACCCUUGCUUGGGCCCUGACGCCGAGAAGAUCCCCGGCUGUGACAAGCACAAGGACGGAGAUAAGCCAGAAGAUCACGACGACGAUCAUCGCGACGACACUCAUCACGACGAUAACCAUGAUGAUAAUAGUGAUCCCAUUCACAAUGUUGACAAAGUUGGUCGAGCAGCGAAUCCGUACACUCGUGGCUGCCUCCCUUCCAUGCGAUGCCGUACAUAAAUGUGACCAAAAUAUGGGACUUUCGAUGAAUACAAAGUUUUUAUAAAUGAAUAAUUCGCCAAUACGAUUUAUGUAAGAAUUGUUUAAUUAUCAUAUAAUGUACUAAGUAAUUACUAUAAGUUGGUCUUUGCACCGGGAUGAAUUUACAUUUUACAACGAGUUUUAAUUCGUCUGAAGGGGUAUUAGUAUUACAUGUAUGUUUGUAAGUGGUACACAAUUUUUUAGAACAAAUGAGCAACUAGUACACAAUCGAGUCGUUUUAGUGGAAAUACUCCGAAAUGUCAAAUGUGUAUCAAAAUUAAACCACUGCUUUGCUAAUAAGAUUUUUAAAUGAAC
Molecule: messenger RNA, 2042 nt
Organism: Linum trigynum
Lineage: Eukaryota; Viridiplantae; Streptophyta; Magnoliopsida; Malpighiales; Linaceae
Source: the annotation of a GenBank genome assembly